Messenger RNA from Canariomyces notabilis, 959 nucleotides. RefSeq lists its product as uncharacterized. The transcript is spliced from 4 exons. NCBI's taxonomy places the organism in Eukaryota, Fungi, Ascomycota, Sordariomycetes, Sordariales, Chaetomiaceae. The record is from RefSeq and is a predicted model, not a curated record. Bases 196 to 852 code for a protein of 218 amino acids.
AGCCUGCUGUCACACCGUGUCACGGUGUGCGGCAGACUCUGCCAAAGGCCUUUGGCUUAUAUAGCAAGAGAUGUUUAUCGCAGCUGCAAGGCCUGUUGUUGACGAGAUAUUCAAGCGACUGGUUGACAGCGCUGGCAACGAUAAGUUCUCCAGGUUAAAAAUCUGGGAAUACGUUUUGCUAAGAUUUCGGUGAUCAUGAUCUCGAGCCCAUGCAAGCUGCGUUGGCAACACAACUUGUAUGUACCAUGCAAUGGUGCUGCCAAGCUGUGUGUAUCCCAACCCCGGUUUCAAUGCUUUGUUCAACGGUGUUUGCGAGCAAAAAAUGUAUUAGACGCUGCACCGGGGAGUAAUCGCCGUCUCGGGGCUCGAGCCAUUGGCCGAUCAUAUUCUUGUGACGAUAUCAGAUAUCGAAUACUGAUUCCCAAAAGCCCCAGAGAGGUAAUACAUUGUCGCUCGAUCGACCCAGAGGAGUGGGUCGUUAUUAUGUCGAAUACUCGCCGAGUCUGUGGGCGUGUUGGUUCUGUGACUUUCAAUUUCUGCAAGCCGCCCCCGGCUAUUUCUCUCCCAUCUCGAUCACGACAGUCGAGAUGCCUCGUCAUCACAUAUCUCAUAUCCCAACUACCUACACAAACUUGCCCACUAAGGGAUACCCACACAAAUUUGUUAGCUACCGGCAGCGUCACUCGUCGCUAUGCUAGGGGAUGCGCUAUGAGCAUUAUACACGUUGAGUACGGAGUACCGGCGAUUGAUAAUCGCCGAUUAGCGACGCGGCUUGCGGGUAGCUAUGGAGCUUGGCUGGUUUCCGGGAGAUCGACAGAGAUUGCGAGGGCUGCGAUUAGCAUCACAACCUAGGAUCUGACAGGGCGCGCAAAUCGGGACUCCUUCCACUGAUGUGAGAUGUAACCAGAAAACUUGAAGGGCUCGGCCGUUCUUGCCUCUGUCAUAACCCUGUUUUCAAU